CCGAGUUCCUCCAUCAUGGAUGUUUCAGAGAUAAGACAGACUGUCGACCGCUUCCGAAUUCUCAUCAUCGGAAGAGCGAAUGCAGGAAAAACCACCAUCCUCCAGAGGAUUUGUAAGACACAGGAGAACCCAGAAAUAUAUAACAGCGCCGGGCAAAAGAUCGAACCCGCCGUGUUGAUGGGAUCUAGAGAGCGGGGAGUGCACAAGAUCGAGAAUGAAAUGAUGUUUCGAAAUAACCCAGGGUUCGUCUUUCAUGAUUCGUGUGGGUUCGAGGCAGGAGGACAGUCCGAAUUCGAUGAGAUGAAGGCUUUUAUCGCAAGUCGUUCUAAGGAGGGACGUUUGAAUGAUCGAAUCCAUGUCAUAUGGUACUGCAUCCCGAUGGAUGAGGAUGGCAGGUGUUUCACGGAAGGAGAAGUCAAGUUUUUUUCUCAGUGUGAUACUGGGAGCAUUGCAGUAAUAGUGUUGUUCACUAAAUUCGAUGCUCUCUACGACGAUGAAUUUGCAGAUCUAACAAGUAAGGGAGUAUCGAGACAAGAUGCUAAAACGCUGGCCCCGCAGCACGUCAAAGACGCAUUUGUCAAUGGGCCACAAGUACAACUUUUGUACAGCCGCAAGGGCAACCAACGUCCUCCAAGAUGUCACAUAUGCCUGCCUGAUAUGGACAAAGACGAUGCAGACUGCGGGAUGCUUAUCGAACGAACGGCUGAAGCUCUGGACGAUGAAACUCUCAAACAGCUGUUUGUCUCAACUCAGCGGACCAACUUGGAGGUGUGCAUGAGAUAUGCACUCAAAAUGUAA
This is a messenger RNA of Suillus fuscotomentosus, 798 nucleotides long. Its product is annotated as GTP-binding protein. The record is from RefSeq and is a predicted model, not a curated record. The coding region runs from base 16 to 798 and encodes 260 amino acids. The transcript has 6 exons. Lineage: Eukaryota; Fungi; Basidiomycota; Agaricomycetes; Boletales; Suillaceae.